AUGGGGAGUCAUUCCAAGUUUGUAUAUAAAGAGAAACUAUGUUUUAGGAGGGAUAAUACCUAUAGAUAUCUACCCACAAACUCAUUUAAGGUCUGUGGUGGGCAGUUUUACAGCUUUUCUGUUUUUAAGAUUUAUUCCACAGCUUUGCUUGUUGCAAAGAAAUUUGUAGUGAUCCUCCUGAGAUUAGCUUUUAAGCUGUGUUAAAUUUGUGGCAAGGGUGUCAGGCAUUUCAUACUUGACUUAAAAAAAAAAAAAAGAGAGCGAGAGAGAGAAAACAUUGUGUGUGUGGAAGAAAUCUUGCUGGAAUUUCCUCAAAGGUUGUAAUAUGGACUGAAGUGACAAGAAAAGCAAGACAGGGAUAAAACUGUGGGGGAUUGUGAAAAGAUGUCCCAUUGCAUAAAGCUGGCUGCUGUAGAAACACUCUGGGAAUACACAUGUUCAUCUUGUCGUGGAUAUGACUGAGUACAAGCAAGUUGCUCUCUAUUGACAGUUCAGAAAACAUAAGAUUAUGUUUCUCGUACUUCCUGCUUUUUUGCCAGUAUUUUUCAAAAUUGGUUUUGUUAGCCUCUCAGCUUUACAGCACUGGAACUGUCCCAGAGGAUACCGAUUGGGGAAUGAAAACUCCACUUGUAUAGAUAUUGAUGAAUGCCUUGAAAAUGGUCUAGGUACCUGUGGCCAAACCUGUGUCAAUGUUCCAGGGUCCUAUUUCUGCUCCUGUUUGCCUGGCUACACUCUGGAUAAUGACAAGUGGUCCUGUUAUGUUGAUGAUCCUGCACCAUUCUUAAUUUUUAGCCAUGGAAAUGCCAUCUUUAGAGUUGACAGAGAGGGGACCAAUCACGAACGGCUAGUUGCCAAUGCUGGCGUAUCAGUGCUCAUAGAUUUUCAUUACAAAGAAGAGAAAAUGUAUUGGGUGGACUCUGAAAAAGGGCUUCUGCAACGAGUGUACCUGAAUGGCACAAAACAAGAGAGACUACGCUAUGUUGAAAAUGGUGUUUCGGGGUUUGCCAUCAACUGGAUAAAUCAAGAUAUUCUUUGGGCCAACCACCGGAAAGCAACUAUUGAAGCAACUGACAUGAAUGGAAACAAUUCCCGAGUCCUUUUAAAAGACUUAGGUCAUCCCACAAGUAUUGCUGUUGACCCUGGGAAAAGGUUUUUAUUUUGGUCUUCAGAUGGUGCUCUUUCUAGCGUUCACAGAGCAAUCCUUGAUGGAACUGACAUGAGAAGUGUUUUGAGGACCACAGAAAAAAUAAAGACCAUCUCAUUGGAUUUUAUUGACAUGAGACUCUUUUGGAUCCAGUAUGAUAGUGAGAAAGAUGUUUCACGCAUUGGAUCAUGUGACUAUAAUGGUGGCUCUAUACAUUUGCCCAAACAUUCUGCCCGACACCGUUUAUUUGGCAUAUCUCUGUUUACUGAGUACUUCUACUAUUCAGAGCCGAAAAGUGGCACGAUCCAGAGAGCCAAUAAAUUUACAGGAAAAGUUAUAGUCACACUCAGCCUGAAACCAUCAUUUUUGCCACCUGCUGAAGUAAAAGUGGUGCAUCCAUUUAAACAGCCUGGUGCAAGAACAGAUGCUCGAGAUUUUGAACACAGAUCCUGCCAUUUGAACAAAGAAAACUGCAAGAGAAGCAUCUGCAGGGAUGACUCCAAGACCCAUCGGUGCAAGUGUUCAGAUGGAUUUGUUUUAAGUAGAAGUAGGCAAUACUGUGAAGAUGUCAAUGAAUGUGCUUUUUGGAACCACGGCUGCACUCUGGGAUGUGUAAAUAUCCCUGGCUCGUAUUACUGUACAUGCCCACGAGGUUUUAUUCUGCUGCCUGAUAGAAAAACAUGUCAUGAGCUCAUUUCCUGUGAAAAUAAUCAUACUGAAUGCAGCCAUGGUUGUCUUGAAACAUCUAGAGGGCCUGUUUGCUUCUGUCCUGAGGGAUCAGUGCUCAGAGUAGAUGGCAAAACAUGCUCAGGUUGUACAUCUCUGGAUAAUGGUGGAUGUAGCCAGAUUUGUACCUCUUUAAGUCCAUCUUCCUGGGAGUGUGGUUGUUUUCCUGGAUAUAAGCUGCAGGGGGAUAAAAGACACUGCACUGCCAUAGGCCCCAGGCCAUUUUUGUUAUUUGCAAAUGGCCAGGACAUCCGCCGCAUCAGUUUUGAUGGAACAGAUUACACAAGUUUACUCGACUGGCAGAUGGGCAUAGUCUUAGCACUGGACUAUGACCCAGUUGAAAGUAAGAUUUAUUUUGCACACACAGCCUUGAAGUGGAUAGAACGAGCUGAUCUGGAUGGCUCAAAUCGUGAAAAAAUUAUUUGUGAAGCUAUAGAUAUACCUGAAGGUCUUGCUGUGGACUGGAUUAACCGUAAAUUGUAUUGGACAGACAGAGGGAAGUCUUACCUUGGGAGGAGUGAGUUGAAUGGAAUGCACAGAGAAAUGAUCAUCAAGGAGGACAUCUUCCAGCCCCGAGGGAUUGCUGUUCACCCACUAGCUAAGAGAUUAUUCUGGACUGACUUGGGGGUCAACCCACGGAUCGAAAGUGCUUCCCUACAAGGCAUUGAUCGUCUGAUUAUAGCUAGCACUGACCUGGUUUGGCCCAGUGGAAUAACUGUCGACUGCUUAGCUGACAAGUUGUACUGGUGUGAUGCUAAACAGUCUGUUAUUGAAACUGCAAGUCUGGAUGGUUCUAAACGCCGAAUACUUACACAGUAUGAUGUAGGCCAUCCAUUUGAUGUAGCAGUAUUUGAGGAUCACAUUUGGUUCUCUGACUGGGCUAAGCCUUCAUUAACGAGGGUGGACAAGCAGACCGGCCAAAACAGGGUACGUCUCCGAGGCAGCAUGCUGAGACCCUCGUCAGUGGUUGUAGUUCAUCCUUUGGCGAAACCAGGGGCAGAUCCCUGCCUUCAUGAGAACGGAGGUUGUGAUCAGAUCUGUGAAGACAGAUUUGGAGUUGCUCAUUGCUCAUGUCACAAAGGCUUUAUGAAAACCCAAAAUGGAAAAACCUGUCAGGCCCUGAAUAUUCCUGAGACAGCAGCAGGGGGUAUCUCUGUACACAAGAAGGCAGCACCACAGAAUAAAACAGCAACAUUGGAAACCGUAUACCAAAGUCCACUGAAUAGUAGGACAUAUGGGGAUACUAACAAUGGGGAGGAGCUACAGACCCAACACUUGUUGAUGGCUGAAAUCAUGGUGUUUGAUCGAGAUGACUGUGCUGUGUUAGAAUGUAAUGUCAACGCCCAGUGUGUUCCCCUGGAAGAUGGUGCUAUGUGUCAGUGUUUGAAAGGAUUUACCAGGGAGGGUAAAUCAUGCUAUGAUAUUGAUGAGUGUGCUCUUAACAUGGACCGCUGUAAUCGAUACCUAUCGGACUGUAUCAAUACCGAAGGUGGCUAUGUCUGCAAGUGUCUGGAGGGAUACAGUGGAGAUGGGCUUCAUUGUUAUGAUAUCGAUGAAUGCAAGCUGGGGACACACACGUGUGCAGAAAACACUGUCUGCACCAAUACUGAAGGAAACUACACUUGCACUUGCAUUAAUGGUCUAUCUGGAACUGAGGUCAACUGUGCUGAAUCUGCUAUGCCUUCUACCACGAGCACCAGUGAUGACAACAUUUCCUCUGAACAAGAUGGUUUUGUGGGCUGCCCUUCUUCAUACGAGUCCUAUUGUCUUCAUGGUGGAGUUUGUAUUUAUGUUUCAAUUCUACAAGACUAUGCGUGCACCUGUGUGACUGGUUACGUGGGGGAGCGCUGUCAGUUCAGCGACUUGGAAUGGUGGGAACAGCAGCAUGUGGAGCAAAUGAAGAAGCGGAACAUCACAAUUGCAGUUUGUAUAGUUGUGCUGAUCCUGCUGCUCCUCCUGGGAUCUCUUGCUGCUUACUGUUACAGAAGUCAGAACUUCUAUAAGAAGAAUCCAUACGCAGAAGCGAUAAGAAAUGCCAGGAGCAGUGCCGACAGUGAGAACGUGACACCUACUAGCAAUAAGCCUCGGUUCAUUGUUGUGAUGGCACGAAACGGUCACAGGGAACGCAGAGAUGUCGAUCUAAGGGACUGUGAGACGUCAGAUCGCGGUCACUCCUGCUCUUCGGAGUCCGCAUAUGCACAGCCUCAGCCUGCAACAAACAACAAAGCAGCACAGAUGCUAGCGGAAGAGGAGAGACAGCAAGGCUGCCGGCAACAUUUUCUCAAUGGUAGGAAGCCUCAGCUUGGUGAAGCAGAGAGGAGCCCUCACCAGCUUCAGCGGAGCAUCAGCCCCAUUGCCAUGUUGGAAAGUGACCUUCACUCCCCAGCACCAUCCAGCCUGUUAAUGCAGCCUGAUUAAAGGGUCCGAGAACUGAGCUGAAGCUGGGGUAGUAUGGAACUGAAACUUACAAAGUGCAGCAAUAUUUUUUCUUUAAACUGUACAUUAAAAAAAAUACCUUGCCAGUCUUUCCUUAUCAUCUCUGCUUGGAAGCAUUGCUGUGAUGACUAGACCAGUGCUAAAUAUUCUAUUACAUUUUUAAUAUCCUGUAAAGGUCCUACGAAUUACAGUACUUUGCAGGUAAAAGGACACUGGAUGAGAACUCACCCCAGGUGGUGACCAUUAGAAACAAACAUCUUCUGAAUGAUUUUAUUGUUAUUUUUGGGUGUUUGCUUUCAUCAUAUACAUUCAGAAGUCAUGAAAACAAAGUAGGUAACGGUAACCAGGAUGACCAUAUGGAGAAAUUUACUGCAAUUCUGUAAACUAAGAUGAUGCAGUAGAAUCAGAUAAAAUGGUUUCUUCAUUAAAAUACUACUCAGGGACACUGUAGGCUGGAUGAUCCUCUCCCCUAUGCUAGUUUUAUACCAGGGUACCUCCUUUGACUUUGGUGGAGUUAUUCCUCAUAGAGACUUAUGUAAGUGAGAGCAAAUUGAGAUUCUAUACUUUUAAGAUUUAGCUGGACCAUAAGAAUUUUUGUGUAAAUGAGCAUCAAUUAUAUCCAGCAAGGGAGAUGUAGCCUCUGGGGAAAGUUAUGUCAUUUAUAAAUCUUUCUAUCUAAAAUCUUCAAAGUCCCUUCAGAUCAUGAAAUGUUUUGUUCCUGGGGUGAGACAAUGGGCCAGAUUCUUCUCAGUAUAAAUGCACUGGAGUUAUUCUCACUUUAUAUUCAUGUGACUGAGAGUGAAAUCUGGCUCAUUAUGGAUGGGUCUGGCGUAUGGAAAGAGUUCCAACCAUCUACCACAUCAAAUACACACAUUUUAUAAAAAAAAUAGGAAAAAAUCCAGUUUGGAUUGAUGUACACAAAACCGGCUUGUUUGUGCUGCCACAUUAAAUCCAUGGGAUUGAUUGUAAACAUAUAAGAGGAUUUAUUUUUAUCAUAGACAUCCAAGCAGCUACAAUUUACUUCUAAUUAUUUAAUACCUAAGUAAAACUAAGGUUGUAAAACUUAACAGUUGUAAAGCUCUGUUUUUUUAGAGAGUUGUCACUUAGUCGCUUAUGAUUUCAAAUUAUUUGAAUCCAGCUCAUUUGAAUUGCUGAGAUUGUUUUUAAAGUAUUUGCAAAUCAGCUAUAUUACUUAUAAUAUGAAUAUUCCCAUGUGCAUCUCCACCCCUCUCAUGCAGGCAUCUGUUUGCUCAUCAGAAUCAAACCUCCAAUGUUUCUGAGGUUUGUCCUGCACUAUUUAUGGAUCCUCAUCUCUAAUAUCCACUGAGUUGCCCAUCACUAUUAAUAGUGUUAUAAUUUCUUAAUCUAGAUAGCUGAAAAUGUUAUGAAAUAUAUUCACAUAUAUUUGCAAUCCUUUUUUUAGAAUUCUGCUAAAAAGGCAGGAUAUAUUUCCCAUCCACUUAUUAAGUUUUGGGUAGUGAUCGGAAAAGCAAGUACUCUAAGCAGUUUCAGGGCCAGAAUCUCCUUUCCCUUACACCAGUUUAUACCUGGGUAACUCCACUGGUGUAAGCAAUAGGAGAAUUGAGCUAGUGCUUUCAAUGCAAAGUUAUGAAACACAUCUUUUAUAAAAGGUUCAUAAGCGUUAGAUUUGUUUCAUUUCUGCUUGGAAAUACUCAAAUGCGUUUGUAACUGUCAUUAACAUUAAUUGCAAUUACACCUACUCACAUGAACAGAUGGACUCCUCUGUUUAGACUGAAGUGAUUUGAAGAGUGUUAGAACACUAAAUAAUAUACAAGAGGGGACAACCCUUGUGCUGAACCAUAAGUUCUCAAUAUGUAGAUUGGACUGUAAAGUAAAUAGCUAAACUUUGAACAGAGUAGAGAUGGAUCAUAGUCUCCAAGUGUGGAUUUGUAUCUGAACCCAAACUUCCCAAGACUUUGCAGGGAUAUUUGUUUAGGACAGUGAUUUCGCUUGUCUCAGUAUAAGAACAGAGGCCAGACAGACAAAAAGGUCCUGAUUCAGCGAAGCACUUAGUCACAUACUUAGGUUCCAUUGACCUCAAUGAGAUUUAAGCAUGUGCUUGAAGUCAAGCAUGUACUUAGGUGCUUCCUUGAAUCGGGAUUGAAGGUUGGAUCUAAACUUCCUCUGUCUUAAACUGUUCAGAUUUUGAGUUUGGACCAUCUCUAAAACAAAAGUGUUUCAAAUGCCUUAAAAAUUGUACAGUUUCAAAUCCAUGCUUCACAGUCUUUCUGCCUUAGUUUUGUAUGAAGUAUCUCAUUUCUAAUUUGGUAGCUUUCACUGGAGAGUUUUGAAAGUCAAAAGUAUACAUUUUUACAGUGGGGGUACUGGUGACUAUAACAUUAACUGGUUUGUUUCCUCAACUCACAUAGAUCUAAACAGAAAAUGCUUUUUAGUGCUAAAACCACAAGGAAAAGACAGAUAUAUAAAUAUAAUAUAUUUGGUUUAUUUGUAAGUUUAUAAACUUUGUGAUUUAUAAAAUAAAUAAUUCCUAGCAUUUCCAUUGUUUUGAUAGAACAUAGUGCACAAUGAUGGCUUAGAUUUAACACAUGUCACAUUUACUAAUAAUCCAAACGGGUAUCCCAUAGCUGCAAAAACUAAUGUGUAUGUACAGCAUGCACGGA
This is a messenger RNA of Chelonia mydas (Green sea turtle), 6948 nucleotides long. RefSeq names its product epidermal growth factor (gene EGF). Gene Ontology annotation, molecular function: calcium ion binding. The coding region runs from base 509 to 4288 and encodes 1259 amino acids. The record is from RefSeq and is a predicted model, not a curated record. The transcript is spliced from 25 exons. NCBI's taxonomy places the organism in Eukaryota, Metazoa, Chordata, Testudines, Cheloniidae.